Messenger RNA from Akanthomyces muscarius, 354 nucleotides. RefSeq lists its product as uncharacterized. The coding region runs from base 1 to 354 and encodes 117 amino acids. Gene Ontology annotation, cellular component: endoplasmic reticulum; membrane; EMC complex. The transcript has 2 exons. NCBI's taxonomy places the organism in Eukaryota, Fungi, Ascomycota, Sordariomycetes, Hypocreales, Cordycipitaceae. The record is from RefSeq and is a predicted model, not a curated record. Gene Ontology annotation, biological process: protein folding in endoplasmic reticulum; autophagosome assembly.
AUGUCAGAGCGAGAAUACCAAAUCAACCCAUUGGUCCAAGAGUCCAUGAUUCACAAUGGCAGAAUUCUUUCGAAUUUCCAGAGCAUAACUGCGCCCCUCUUUGGCGUAACCGCUGGCGUGCUUGGCCUCGAAUCAUAUACUGGCUUCCUUCUCUACUUCGUGCUCUCCAUUAUUGCGACCGUCAUGUUUUAUGCCAUUCAAAUAGCACCCUCGUCGCUUGCCGCUGGAAAGACACCUUUCGAUGCCAGCCGAUACUAUUACGGCGCAGCAAGCUUCUGGACCGGCGGCAUAUUCAACGGGCUAUCAGGUUUCAUUCUGACAUGGACGCUCUUUUAUGGCUUGGUACAAGCCUGA